CUUUUUUUUAAGUCCCCGACUUACUCAAUUUUCUCACUCUCUUAUGACACUUUUCACUCUCUCUUCUUCCAUGGAUUUUCCUCUAUCUCUCUCCUUUCUUCUUCUUCUUUUUAGUUUCUUCAUUCUCAAUACACGUGCUGACCUCCCCGGCACGUGGGAACUUCUCAUUCCCAACGCCGGUAUCGCCUCCAUGCACACCGCCGUCACUAGGUUCAACACCGUCGUUCUCUUAGAUCGGACUAACAUCGGCCCAACUCGCAAAAUGCUCCGCAAAGGCCAUUGUCGCAAUGACCGCUACGACGCUAUUCUCAAGCACGAUUGCUACGCCCAUUCCGUCCUCCUCGACCUUCAAACCAACCAAAUCCGUCCUCUAACUAUCCUUACAGACACAUGGUGCUCCUCCGGCCAAUUCCUCCCCGACGGCACUCUCUUGCACACCGGCGGCGAUAUCGACGGCCUCAGAAAAUUCCGGAAGUUUCAACCCUGCGAACCAAAUGGCGCUUGUGAUUGGAUUGAGCUUUCGGAACCGGAAUUAGCCGAUGGGAGAUGGUACGCUACCAAUCAGAUUUUACCGGAUGGCUCUGUCAUAAUCGUCGGCGGCAGGGGAGCCAAUACGGUCGAGUAUUAUCCUCCGAGGAAAAAUGGGGCGGUGAAUUUCCCUUUUUUGCGUGACGUGGAGGACGGUCAGAUGGAUAAUUUAUACCCUUAUGUUCAUCUUCUUCCAAAUGGGCAUCUCUUCAUCUUCGCAAAUAACAGAGCAGUUUUGUACGAUCACCAGACUAAUCAAGUGGUGAGGGAUUAUCCACCGUUGGAUGGUGGGCCUAGGAAUUACCCAUCCGCUGGAUCCUCGGUUAUGCUCGCUCUCCAAGGGGAUCAUUCAAAUGCCGUGAUCGUGAUUUGCGGAGGAGCUCAAUACGGCGCGUUUAUCCAGAGAAGCACCGACACUCCGGCUCACGGAAGCUGCGGAAGAAUCGAAGCAACCGGUUUGAACCCAGUUUGGGAAUUGGAGGAUAUGCCAUUUGGAAGAAUCAUGGGGGAUAUGGUGAUGCUUCCCACCGGCGAUGUGGUGAUUAUCAAUGGAGCGCAAGCCGGUACUCAAGGGUUCGAACAGGCUUCGAACCCUUGCUUGCAUCCGGUUCUGUAUCGACCCGAUCAACCGGUCGGGUUGCGGUUCAUGACUUUGAACCCCGGAAACGUUCCCAGAAUGUACCACUCUACAGCCAAUCUACUUCCCGAUGGAAGGAUUUUGGUUGCCGGCAGUAAUCCUCAUUUCUUCUAUAAAUUCGAAGCGGAAUUUCCGACAGAGUUAAGAAUUGAAGCGUUCUCGCCGGAAUAUUUAUCGGCAGAGAAAGCCAAUAUCCGACCGAAGAUUGAAACAAUUCCGGAAACGAUAAGUUACGGGGGCGUUUUCGACGUAUUGGUGUCGGUUGAACUACCGGUAGUGGGAAUUGUGGAAGUGAAUUUAGGUAGUGCGCCGUUUGCUACACAUUCUUUUUCUCAAGGUCAACGGUUAGUGAAAUUAGCCGUCACGGCGAGCAUCCCCAACGGCGAUGGGCAGUACCGUGUCGGUUGUACAGCUCCUGCAAAUGGAAUGGUGGCUCCACCAGGUUAUUACAUGGCGUUUGCGGUCAAUCAAGGCGUGCCAAGUGUCGCUCGCUGGAUUCAUCUCUCUCCCUAAUGAUAUUUUUAACACUUUUGUUUUCAAUAUUUAUAUUAUAACAAAUGUAAAAAUAAAUGUAAGUUUAUGUUCUCUG
Molecule: messenger RNA, 1754 nt
Organism: Cucumis sativus (cucumber)
Lineage: Eukaryota; Viridiplantae; Streptophyta; Magnoliopsida; Cucurbitales; Cucurbitaceae
Product: aldehyde oxidase GLOX
Exons: 1
Coding region: 44-1678 (544 amino acids)
Source: RefSeq, a predicted model, not a curated record